This is a messenger RNA of Haemorhous mexicanus (house finch), 2539 nucleotides long. Its product is annotated as tyrosine-protein kinase receptor UFO-like. The annotation marks the transcript as partial. Gene Ontology annotation, cellular component: signaling receptor complex. Gene Ontology annotation, molecular function: ATP binding; transmembrane receptor protein tyrosine kinase activity. The record is from RefSeq and is a predicted model, not a curated record. NCBI's taxonomy places the organism in Eukaryota, Metazoa, Chordata, Aves, Passeriformes, Fringillidae. The transcript has 12 exons. Gene Ontology annotation, biological process: negative regulation of apoptotic process; platelet activation; natural killer cell differentiation.
CCCAGGUCGUUCUGGACGUGGGCCUGGCCCUGGAGGCGCUGCUGGAUUUGGGCUCGCGGGGCCCCCGGCCUCACCCUCCGGGUGGCCUCGUACACCGGGGGGGGCCAAGGGCCCUGGAGCCCCCCCCUGCUGCUGCCGCCCCCCGCUGCCGAGGCCCCGCUGGAGACACAGCUGGUGCGGCCCCCGGCCCUGGCCAGCGCCUGGUGGCCGCUGCUGGUGGCCCUGGUGGCCCUGGGGACGCUGGCCCUGGUGGCCCUGGUGGCGCUGGCAGCGAGGAGACGGCGCAAGGAGACGCGCUACGGGGCCGCCUUCGCUCCGGCCGUUCGUUUCCGCGCCCGCAGCUCCUACGGCCGCCGCUCGGCGCAGGCCACGCUGAACCGCCUGGGCAUCAGCCCCGAGCUGAAGGAGAAGCUGCGGGACGUGCUGGUGGAGCGGCACCGCGUGGCGCUGGGCAAGACCCUGGGCCAGGGCGAGUUCGGCUCGGUGGUGGAGGGGACGCUGCACCAGGACUCGGGCGUGCUGCGCGUGGCCGUGAAGACCAUGAAACUGGCCAUCUGCUCGCGGGGGGAGCUCGAGGAUUUCCUGAGCGAGGCCGUCUGCAUGAAGGAGUUCGACCACCCCAACGUCAUGAAGCUGAUCGGUGUGUGCCUGCAGCCCUGGGGGGGCAGCUCGGAGGGGCCCCCCCCCGCCCCCAUCGUCCUCCUGCCCUUCAUGGCCCACGGGGACCUGCACAGCUUCCUGCUCUGCGCCCGCCUCGGGGACCCCCCCACGGCGCUGUCCCCUCGCACCCUGCUGGGCUUCAUGGCCGACAUCGCGGCCGGGAUGAGCUACCUGAGCCAGAGGAACUUCGUGCACCGAGACCUGGCGGCGCGGAACUGCAUGCUGGACGAGCGGCUGCGGGUGCGCGUGGCCGACUUCGGGCUCUCCAAGCAGGUCGGGGGCUCGCAGUAUUACCGGCAGGGCCGCGGCGCCCCCGUCCCCGUCAAGUGGGUGGCCCUGGAGAGCCUGGCUGAGCGCGUCUACACCACCAAGAGCGACGUGUGGUCAUUCGGCGUGACCAUGUGGGAGAUCGCCGCCCGGGGCCUGACGCCGUACCCGGGGCUGGAGAACAGCGAGGUCUUCGAGUUCCUGCGGGGGGGGCGGCGACUGGGGGCUCCCCCACACUGCCCGCCCAGCCUGUACGCCCUGAUGCGCCGCUGCUGGGCCGCCGACCCCCGGGCCCGCCCGACCUUCGAGGAGCUGGGGGGGGCCCUGGGGGGGCUCCUGCGGGGGCUGCCCCCCCCCCCGGCGACCCCCGACCCCCUCUACGUCAACAUGGCCGAGGGGGGGGGAGGGGCGGCGGCGGGGGGAGCCCCCGAGCCCCCCAAAACCCCCCCCGGCAGCGAGGGGGGGGGGUCCGGGCCGCUACGUGCUCUGCCCCGCCCCCCCCCGAGCUCGGGACCCCCCCCCCCGGAAUUUGGGGAGCCCCCCCCUGAAUUUGGGGAGCCCCCCGAGUUUGGGACCCCCCCGGAGGAUUUGGGGGCCCCCCCGGAUUUUGGGGCUUCUGAGGAGGGGGCGUGAUGGGCGCGCCCCGCCCCCACCCCCAAAAAAAGCUGUGGCACUGCCAGGGACCCCCCCCCCAAAAGAGGAGGGACCCCCCCCAAUAUGAAGGGACCCCCCCCAAAAAGGGACCCCCCCCAAAGGUACUGGGACCCCCUCAAAAUAAAGGGACCCCCCCAAAAGGGACCCCCCCAAAGGUACUGGGACCCCCCCCAAUAUAAAGGGGCUCCCCCCAAAAAGGGACACCCUCAAAAAGGGACACCCCCCAAAGGUACUGGGACCCCCCCCAAAAAGGGACCACCCCCAAAAGAGGAGGGACCCUCCCAAUAUAAAGGGACCCCCCCAAAAAAAGGAGCCCCAAAUAAAGGGACCCCCCCCAAAAUGAAGGGACCCCCCCAAAAAAGGGACCCCCCCCAAAGGUACUGGGGAUCCUCCCAAAUAAAGGGACCACCUCCAAAAGAGGAGGGACCCCCGCAAAAUGAAGGGACCCCCCCAAAAAAAGGGACCCCCCAAAAGAGGAGGGACCCCCCCUCCCAAAGGUACUGGGACCCCCCCAAUAUAAAGGGACCCCCCCAAAAAGGGACCUCCCCCCCAAAAAGGGACCCCCCACAAAGGUACUGGGGACCCUCCCCAAAUAAAGGGACCACCCCCAAAUUAAAGGGACCCCCCUCCCAAAGGUACUGGAGACCCCCCCAAAAAAGGGACCCACCCCCAAUGUACUGGGUCUCCCCCCCAAAAUAAUGGGACCCCCCCCAAAAUAAAGGGACCCUCCCAAAAUAAAGGGACCCCCCCAAAAAAAAGACCCCCAAAGGUACUGGGGACCCCCACAAAUAAAGGGACCCCCCCCAAAAAAGGACUCCCCAAAAUAAAGGGCCCCCCCACCAAGGUACUGGAGACCCCCCCAAAAAGGGACCCCCUCCCCAAAAGAGGAGGGACCGCCCCCCCGCCAAGGUACUGGGGACCCCCCUCCAAAUAAAGGGACCCCCCUGAGCCCCCCCCA